AUGCCGGUAAACUAUGAUCCAAAUAUGCUAUGGGUAGCGCUUAGUGAAUAUGGGGAGGGUAAUCUGUUCAAUGUUUACCCAAAGCUUUUAGCUGAACUUCUUAUUCAAGAGGAUGCAGCAAGGUUGGAAGGCGGUACGAUCGAGGCUGAAAACCUGGUUCUGCCGAGUGAUAGGGAGUGGAGACUUAUACAAUAUUUCAACUUGGUGUCUAUGCAGAAGAUCCUUGAUGGGGACGAGGAAGACAAUGGGGUGAAAGAUGGUAAAAACGUGGAAGAGCCACCUGAAGAGUGGGCGCCUUGGAGUCUGGUAGUAUCCACAAAAAACCCCAAUGCUCCGCCACCCGUCGCUAUCAAGACAGCCCCAGGGCCCGCCUGGGAUAUUGGCCAGGUUCUCAAAGCUGCCCGUAUUUUGUGUAAGCCACCUAUGGACGUCGAGUUCAUUGAUGAACAGGAAAUGAGAUGUGUCUAUUCUCUGAUUUAUGAUGUCUUUCGAUAUAAAACCAUAUUGGAUCAAGCAAUAGACGAUAUUGAUUUCUUUGGAGAUUAUCCGCAGUAUGCCGGACAUCGACACUCAGCAUGGCUAUUUUUAAUGGAACUGGCUCGGAGGCGUUGGGUAGCCAGGCCAAGGGGAGAAAUAGAAAGGGCCAGGAGGUUGUUGAACGAAUCUGGUUAUCCCUUUAAAGACAUUGAAAAUGCAAUAUGGGAUGAGAGAGUCCACUUCGCCGCUGCCAUAGCCAGAAUACGAAUAAAGAAUAAAGCUUUUUCAUUAGCCGAACUGCUUCCACCACAUUUGCGCGAGGAAAAAAUUUCCGCCUGUGUGAAUAAGGACACUGUUACCGGUUGGGUAAAUACCUUCAAAGCCAAAAAGGUCGCACUACUUGUAAAGCGACUACAACAGCUCGGUUAUUCGUACAGCAACUCACGUCAACUAUGCUCAGGAGAAUACAGAUUUGAUAGGGUUUGUCCAAGAUUCAUUACCCUACGUCCACCGACAAGCACAAGCAUUGGACAAACGGAUUUGGUGAAAGAAGGAAUUAUAGUACUGCAGGAGCGAGAAUUCUGUGAGGGCGCGUCCACACUGUGCCGCGCUCUUCGUGCAAAUUCGUUGCGAGGUGUCGUUGCUCAAACGCACGCGUCGUCGCCGCGUUGUUCCGCGUAUCUAGCUGCGCAGUUGCGAGAGUUAGCUGCGGUUCUUAAAGCUCAGACCCCAGCAGCGCCUAUUACCCCUGAACUUGGAAAACUGGUGGUUUUUGGAGCUGGUGAUAAAGUGGAGAGCUACGUCUGUGCUUUACGAGAGCUCGGCAUUGACGCGUCCGAAGCUCCGCAUUCCGGUUCGCCCGUGUGCGUAGUAGGCGACGAUGUGUAUAGCGAAACGCCCAUUGUAAUCAGCGCCUUAGACGGUGUAGUGGCAGCCCUGGCAACUCCGCCUAAUUCUUAUUCCGCCGUCACAGACCCUAUUGACUUAGUGUGUGGCCGUGGAGGCGAUUUGGCUAUGCUAGAGGUGUUGACUGAAUCAGAGAUAGACACAAAUGGUAAAGCGAGGGUCCAAUCAAUUUUAGAGGAACAAAAGAAGACAUUGAAAACAUUGCUGUCUAAGCCGCAGAUACAACUGAUUUUGUACGAAACACAUUCGGCUCUGGAAGCAGAGAACCAGGCCCAAGUGAACCGAGCUGUGGCCGAAGCCAACAGGUUGGCAAGAGAGCGACAUGCGCUGCUCAAGAAGAAACAUAGAGAUCAUAAUCAUACACCAAAAUCAAAGGAAGCAGCAGAAACAAUGGUUACUGAUUCCUGCACUACUCUAGAUGCAACUGCUCGAACAGACUUAGACACAGUGGACACUGAUUCAACUUACGAUCAAUCACCCAAAAGACCAUUGUCUUCACCCCCAACCACGGCCAGAAACAAUAGAGAAAUGAUCUUAAGAAAACGGGCAGAAAGUGCUGAUAUCUGUUUCCGGCCAGGUAACAAGGCUAAACCGAUACCGGAAAUGGAUUUGCCAGAAAAUGAACGGCCCAGAGAUCCGGAUAAAGACAGCCCUGAUGUUUUUGUACCAAGCUGUGAUCUAUUUGAAAUACAAGAUUUGCCGAAUCUGGGAAACGGAUUAGACAUAAAUUAUAUCUUGGAUCGAGAUGGUUGCUAUCUUGGCCUAAUACAAAGAAAGGAGAUAACGAGGCUCGACGCGAAAUUCAUGAUCCGAGUGGCUGAAGACCGAGGUCUGUUUGGGCAGAACGCGCCCCACCAAUCCAUCAGAAAGAAAAAGAACGAACCAGCCGCUGUACCGCAUAGAAGAAGACGCAAGACUAGUUUUGAGGUAGAACGAGUAGCAGCCCCAACUUACGCAUCCAUAUCCCGGUCCUUACGCCAUAGUAGUGCGCCUGCGCCUUUUAAUACGGGAGUUUUAUCACCCUCCAAUGAUAGACAUGUUUGUUCACGACACGAAAAGAGACUCGCCGCUGCCGCAACUUACACAUCAACAGCUUGUACUUGUGAUGCGAAACAUAGGCACCGGCAAACUCGGCGCGCGUCUGCUGAUAUAGCUCCAACAGCGACUGUUAUUCGCGCUGCAUCUCCUCCUUGUCGACAACCCUUCCCGUUGGCUGUACACGACUUACGACUGAAGAACAUCGUGCAUCACAAGAUGAUCAUCUCACAACUAGAUUCUAGGUAUUUCUUAUGA
Molecule: messenger RNA, 2676 nt
Organism: Pieris macdunnoughi
Lineage: Eukaryota; Metazoa; Arthropoda; Insecta; Lepidoptera; Pieridae
Source: the annotation of a GenBank genome assembly